Molecule: messenger RNA, 1646 nt
Organism: Amphimedon queenslandica
Lineage: Eukaryota; Metazoa; Porifera; Demospongiae; Haplosclerida; Niphatidae
Product: T-box transcription factor TBX5-A-like
Exons: 7
Coding region: 98-1516 (472 amino acids)
Biological process (GO): cell fate specification; positive regulation of DNA-templated transcription; regulation of transcription by RNA polymerase II
Cellular component (GO): chromatin; nucleus
Molecular function (GO): DNA-binding transcription factor activity, RNA polymerase II-specific; RNA polymerase II cis-regulatory region sequence-specific DNA binding
Source: RefSeq, a predicted model, not a curated record
AUCCUCGUAUAUUCACCAGGAUUUCUUAGUUUUGCUGAGUGUUACUGGUUCUCUAGUUGUCCCGUGCUUCUUCUUCUUCCAUCAGUAACUUACGAAUAUGUUAGAGCCUGAAGAAAAGUCGAAUCUUACUCCUCUAAAUGAUCCUGUUGCAGCAGUAGGUGCAGUGCCAGCCAGCUCCACCCUGAAUGUUACUCGCCCAGAGCUUGUCAAUAUCGUCAAAGAGGAUACUUUGGAGUCUCAAUAUCUUCCAUUUCCCUCUGGGAUAAGCCAGGCAGUCAAUACUACCAUCACUGCUAACCAGCAGAGGCCCAUUCCUAGUCUAACUCUCCCUAGGCCUGCAGCUUCUGUCCCUAUACCCGCAGGACAGGUCAUCAAGUAUUGUCCAAAGCAUCCAGCCAUUUCAGUCACACUUGAUGGCAAGGAUUUGUGGGAUGAAUUCUAUCGUGUGGGAACAGAGAUGAUUGUGAAUCGUGCUGGAAGGAGGAUGUUUCCUGGGUUUUCUGUGAAUAUUAGUGGCCUCAAGCCUAAAUCAAAGUAUGUUAUGAAGUUGGAGAUACUACUGGCUGAUUCACACAGAUUUAAGUUCAUCAAUUCAAGAUGGUUACCCAUAGGUAGUGCUGAGCCACAGCCACAGUAUGAAACUUAUGUACACCCGGACUCACCUAAUACUGGGACGUUUUGGACAAGACAUGGAGUCUCUUUCAAAAAGCUUAAAAUAACAAACAACAAGGACAGUCCCAAUUCUAAUGCUGUUCUUCACUCAAUGCACAAAUACUUCCUUCGUUUGUAUAUUGAGGAAGUUAAGAAGGUGUCACCUCCUGGAGGAACUGCAAUUGAAAAUGGAGAGAGAGAAGGAGGAGUGAACGGAGAAGACAAACGACAUGGAGCUAGUCAGCAAAUGGUGGCCAAGUCAAUAAUGUCUAUAGAAUUUCCAGAAACAACAUUUGUAGCUGUCACUGCAUAUCAGAAUGAAGAAGUCACGCAACUCAAGAUCACCAAUAACCCAUUUGCAAAGGCAUUCCGGGAUAAUUCCUUAGACUUGGAAUGGGAUUCUACUCAAGCACUCUAUGCUGGUAACAACUCUUCAAGCUAUUUUAGUCCUGCUACCGUAACACAACCAGGUAGCUGUAGUUACGUCAUGUCACCUUCGCCCUCGCCAUGGGCCAUUCACUCACCAGCACUGAUGUCUCCAUAUUCAAUCCCUCCUUCAUUUUAUUCCAUUUCUCCUCAGUCAAUGGCAGGGACCAUGACUCACUUUAAUCAUUCUCUUCCGCCUACUCCUCAAGGAGAUGUUAGCGUUUUCCAAUGGCCACAGCACAAUGGGAGUGAUCUGCUUCAUUCGCCUGCUGCUAUUCUUCCUCCUCCGGCUCCAAUCCUCUCAAAUUAUUAUAAUCAUCUCACCCCAACACUAGGCCAUCAUCCACCUUCCGCUAUUGAUGAAACUUCUCAAUCAUGCAGUGAUAUUCCAGCUACUCCACUCCAGGACUUUGGCAAUGCCUACUAUACUCAAUCUUAAAAAACUUAUUUUCAUAAUGAAUAAAUCAAAUGGUCAUAUAGGUCAAAUUACACAUGAUGAUUUAGUAAUGAUGCAGUUGUAUUAAUUAUUAUUGUUUAUUGUUCUCCUUUCCAUUCUGGGCAUAAUUUAA